UUGUAACAACAUUGACUGGUUGCUGAAAACUUGUGUCCAGGAUCAGAAUAUGACUGGUAUGGAAAGAUUGAUACUGUUGGUUCUAUUUCCCCUGUUAGUGACUAGUUCUGAAAAUGUUCUGCAGCAGAUGACGACCACGGAAACAUGUGAUAUGUCGAGACUGUACGUAAUUGAGCGUAGACUAAGCGAUUUGGUCACUGAAAUGGAAGCCAUGCAACAAGAAAUAACUCGGGCUAUUGACUGUUGCUCAGAAUCAGGUGGUUUAUCCGAUCACGUGAUUGCCCAUUAUACAUUGGAUGAGCACACUCAGGAUGUAUCAAUCAACCGUCGUCAUGGAAACGCCAUAGGUGAUGUCACUUUUGUACCUGGAGUUGAGGGAAAAGCCGCUAGUUUUCAUGGCAACGGCAAAAUUGAAGUCACAUACUUUCGUAAUUAUGAUUGGGGUUCUCAGUUUUCUGUUAGUGUCUGGUUUAAGAGAACAGGACAAUGGGGAAACUACCAAGGAAUCUUAUCAAAUGGUUAUUAUAAUCACGGAAGUUUUGAAAUUCGAAUGGGAAGAGAAUACUCUGGUCAAAUGCUCGGUGGAGGUGUUAAUACGGCAGACAGUAGAGAAACCUGGAACUACAUAAAUGUAUUGGCUGAACAAAAUGUAUGGCAUCACGUGGUCAUGUCUUAUGAUGGGCAGAGUUUAAAGUAUUACCUUGACAACAAGAUACAAAAUGGUAACGAGAACUGCUGCCAUGGAAACAUGAUUGUAAAAGAUACCCCUCUUACAAUUGGACAAGCUGGCGUUGGAAAAACAAAUGAGUUUUUCUAUGGCCUUAUUGACGAAGUUGUAAUUUAUGAUAAACCUCUUUCGGCCGAUGAGGUCGCUUCCAUAUAUGACAAAUAUGCACCCAAUGAAUGCAAUGACCCUUCGUUGAUUGCUUAUUUACCAUUUGAUAACAAUUAUAAUGACGCAAGUUGUUAUGGGAGACCAGGCGUGGCCACUGGUGGCGUCAGUUUGAGUAGUGCCGAUAGCGUUUCUGGUAAAUCGGCCUAUUUCACUGGAAAUGGCAAAAUUGAUAUUGAUCUGUUUCGUGGGUAUCCAUGGGGUUCUAAAUUCACUGUCAGUGUAUGGUUUAAACGUACCAGUCAUGCAAACUACCAGGGCAUUAUAUCAAACGGUUAUUACACCUCGGGUAGUUGGGAAAUUAGAAUGGGUAGGGAGAAUGGUGGUCAAAUGCUGGGAGGAGGGGUGGUUACUAAUAAUAGUCCCAACACGUGGGAUUACGUUAACUUGGUUGCCACGCUGUCCCAGUGGCAUCACGUUGCCAUGGUGUAUGACGGAUCUCAUUUACACUAUUAUCUGGACAAUGUGAAACAAACCGGUGGGCAAUCUUGUUGCCAAGGUAAUAUUGUUACAAGAGAUACACCCUUAACUAUUGGCAAAGCAGGCGUUGGGAAGGCAGAUGAGUAUUUCUAUGGUUACAUAGAUGAAGUCAAAAUAUUUCGUCGAGCUUUAAACGAGGAUGAAAUAGAUGAACUCUUUAAUGAAAUGUGAAUCAUAGAAUGUUCAUAUACCAUUGCAUCAUUAUAUUAUAUCAUCUGUAAUUGUUUGAAUCAGUAUAUCAGAGGUACAUUACUUGGGGUUUGUAACUACGGUUACAUGAUACCAAGAUCCCGUUUCAAUCUCGCUCUCGCAUAAGCGUUCCAACUCAGAAAAAUGCGAAUGCGCAUGCCCGAGGUAACUCGGAUACUGGGAUGUCCAGGUGGAUCAAAAUAGCUGCCCACGAUAUGACGGAUUACGAGAACUACAUUUUAUGUACAUUUUCGAUGUAUUACAUUUUUCACUAUGAUAGUGGCAAGAAAAGUUUUAUUUUUUUCAUUACAAACCUUGAACAUUGAUAUAUAUCAUGUCAGAAGGUCGUAGCCUCAGUCUCGCUAUCUACGAGAAGAGACUUGAAUGGGAUCUUGACAUGAUGUCACCAUACAGUACUAUGCGAGUUGCAAACCCCAAGUAAUGUACCUCUGGUAUAUGUAAUGGUGAAUUAUCAAUACAAUUCUUUCUUUCAUAGCAUAUUGUGUGGUGCGUUUAUUUUGCUGUAUUUAUUUAUGAAUUUGUUUUGUCAUUUUGGAAGACAACAGUUACUCGAUCGUGCUUGGCGGAAUACGAUUUCGACGAAUUUUCCACGAAUUCUCGACAACCUCGAAAAUCACGAUGGUCCCUGUGAAACAUUCCAAGUCGGGAAUUCUAGCCAAAGUGACAUGUUCACAUAAAUAAUCCAAAAUCUUUUUCUUCGACGUACAUUGUUAUUGCUUUAUUGUUUAUAUUAUUACUUUUAUUAUAACUCUGCUCUGCUCUUUUUAUUCAUUCAUUUCAUUAAAUUCUGUUCUACAUAU
Saccoglossus kowalevskii is the source of this 2382-nucleotide messenger RNA. RefSeq lists its product as uncharacterized. The record is from RefSeq and is a predicted model, not a curated record. NCBI's taxonomy places the organism in Eukaryota, Metazoa, Hemichordata, Enteropneusta, Harrimaniidae.